AUAUGGACGGCCGUUUCCUCAAAAAAACAUCUUGAUCCCGAUUUAAUGGUGGUUUUACUGCAAACUAAAGCACUCAAGGUAACAUGGAAAAACAGUUUAAAAAUAGCGCGGGGUCAAAUAGAAUCUAGAGAAUCUGUACUGUAGCAGAUUUGCGGUUUGGAAGACCGUAAAGUGCCAAACGAAAGUUCAAAGACAUGGUGAAGAUUGGAAAUAAAUCGUGGAAAACUCACGCAAAAUCAGGCUAAACACAAAAACACUCAGCUAUUGGUCAGGCGGAUCGGGAUCGAACACUAGUGGCUUUAGCCAGGAAUUUAGUGAGAUCCAGAAUCUGGAACGUAUUUUUAGAUCCGGCCUGUUUAUGUGUGUGGAACAAAGACACCGCAGUCAAAUUGGCGCUUUCCGAACUCGAGUUCAGGCCAGUCUAUUCAUCACUUUUUGCAGCCAAGUUUGUCGCUUGGAAUAAUAAAUAAUCAGGCCUUUGAUUGUUUGCUAAUCUAUUUGAUAUUAUUGCAAACGCAUUGAUGUACCUACUAUGUGCUGGCGACGUCAUCUGGAUAACCUGCUGCCAGGAGAAUUUAAAAAUACCUCGAUAUUUCGGACGACAAGUCUGGUAUAUAAAUAAUGGCCAUCUGAAGCCAUUGGCGUAGCUUCAGCAGGAAUUGUGGAAAAAUUUAACAUAAACCCCACCUUUUUAUUGAUUGUUGUUUCAAAGUUUCUUAAUCGGUUGUUUGAUCGGGCAUUCCAGAUUGUUACGAUCAUUUCAGCCAUUUAUACGCUUUGGGACAUGCGGAUGACACCGCCUUUGUUGUACAAGAAAGUUUGCAAACACAGGCGCUCAACACCGCAGAACGCUGGAUAAAAAUCUUCAGAAAAACUGCUGAUAGAAAACUUAUGUACAAAAACUUCUGAAGCUAGACACAAAUAAAAUACAGUUUUUUGCUCUAUUUUUCCGCGCUUUUACUUUAUUGUUGGUUUUUUUGCUUCUAUUCGUUUUCAUCUAUAGUGUGUGUGUCCGGGUUGGAAAAAUCUUUACGUUUUGAUCAAUUUCAAUGGUUAUUUUUAUGAUUUAGAUAUUGAAAAUGCGCAUUCGACUAUAGCUUCUUGCUUAAAAUUACCUAAAAUCCGCUUUUACCGAUCUACAUCGUUUUACGAUAUUAAAUGCGCGCAAAAGUCAAUACAAUAAUCAUAAAAUAGCAUACAGGAAAUGUUGUUUUUUGGUGGAUUAAAUUAAAAUGGCAAAAUUUGGCGGUGAAAUUCUGUUUUGCCUCAGUUUAAUAAGCGUUGGUAAUCUAUAGUUAUUGCUUAAUUUUAGGCGAUUUAAAGUGAGAAUUGGUCAACAUUUUUUCCUAAAAUUUUUCCAAAAUGUGAUUCUAGGCGAAAAGUGAGAGAAUUUGAGUACGUACUUUGAAUAUCUAACUAACAGAAAAUCAUUGAAUUUGAUGGAAAAUCAGAUUGAUUGAAAGGACGGUCUGAUCAAUUUUCUCGUAAAAAACGGCCUUGCAAUUGUCCGUUUUCCCAAAUAAUAAAAAAUACAACCACCGAAAAAUUUACCAAAAAAACUGAAAUAUAAUACCAAGAUUCAGAUAAAGUCACGUCUAUGAUCUCGCGUAUUUUAAAACCGGUAAGGCUAAUUAAACACUUGGUUAACUGAAAUACACCUUUUGGUUUAUUUUAAGUUUUGUAUGGCGACGUUUUCCGCAUGUAAUACUUUAUAUAAUCCGUACUGGACAAUAAAGUAAUAAAAAAAUUGAAAUAGAUCGGUGACUUUGUGCAAAGUACGCGGGUUUAAUGUUGCGUUCAAUGGUUAUUCUUGGCGUAUUUAUGGGAUUUGAGGAAAUGUAAACAGUCAUUGGUGAAUAAUGUGGACUUGGAGAAAAUCAGCAAAUUGGGAUUUCGACAAGCUUAAUAUGUGCCCAGUGAUAGGGUAAAUAGCGCCUAGAAAAUGCGGCCUUAUACUAUUUAUGGGAGCCUGUUCAUGCUCUGUCUGAUAGUGUCUUUUACCACCGCAGAUAAAAAGUGGAAAUACAACGAUGAAAAUCCCUAUCAAAAAACCAAAACCAAAGAGGGAAAUUCCCGAAACAGACCAAUGAAUGACGAGGAACUUGCAAAAAAUGCGCAAAAACCUGGACAAAGCCAUCAGCAACCAAAAGACCCUGGAAGGAAAAACAAAAAAAGCCUCAACGCUGAUUCCAGUGAGGAGGAAACCAGGGAAGAAAAGCCUCAAGAGCACAAAAAAAUUAUCGCCCGAAUCGAGCAUGGAAAAGUGAAGAUUCUAAGGCGCAAAGACAUCCAGGACGUAACCAGUGAGGAGGAUCCGAAAGCAAAAGUUUGCAAAAAAGCCAAAGCUGAUUGCUGGCAAAACAUCGACGAUGAUAGCAGCAGUGAAGAAAACGACAGCUCCAGUGAAGAAGUGAAGCCGAAGGGCAAAAAGCAAAAGAAAAUAAAAUACAGUAUUAAAUUCCAGCAUGAGAAGCAAAAGAAGAAGGAAGACAACGGCAAUAUGCGAAUAAUGCGAUUGCACAAAAACGGGAGAAAGGAAUACGGGAUGUUGAACUAUGUGUUGUGUCUCAGUAGAAAGAGGGAAAACCCCGAUUUUACUAAUAUCUGUGUUGGCAAAUACGUCUUUUUUCAAAACGGACGCAUUUUGCGUUAAAAUGAAAAGACGCUGAUGAUGAUUCGAGCGAAGAGGACGAGGAACCCAUCAAGAGGUUUCACUAUAUGGACGAUGAUGAAUAGUAUUCCAACUUUAGCAGUAAAAUAAGACAAAUGUAUGAAUCGGGUGCAGGUUGUAGAAAUAAAAAACCGGCUGGUUUGACUAGCGAUAUUGA
Molecule: messenger RNA, 2828 nt
Organism: Dendroctonus ponderosae (mountain pine beetle)
Lineage: Eukaryota; Metazoa; Arthropoda; Insecta; Coleoptera; Curculionidae
Product: nucleolin
Exons: 4
Coding region: 1943-2653 (236 amino acids)
Source: RefSeq, a predicted model, not a curated record